Messenger RNA from Heterocephalus glaber (naked mole-rat), 1098 nucleotides. It is a transcript of the gene Cby1, whose product is annotated as chibby 1, beta catenin antagonist. Gene Ontology annotation, biological process: negative regulation of Wnt signaling pathway. Lineage: Eukaryota; Metazoa; Chordata; Mammalia; Rodentia; Bathyergidae. Gene Ontology annotation, cellular component: nucleus. The record is from RefSeq and is a predicted model, not a curated record.
CCGCGCAUGCGUGCGACGACCAGGUAGCUGCAAGCUGAUGGGCUGGGUUGCUAGGGGCCCACCUUGGUCCUUGCUGACGUCCAGGGAUUGCCUUUGAUCCUGACUUCUGGGACGCGACAGGCUAAGAAGCAUUGGCCUUUCCCUCAGCAGGCGAGAUGCCUCUCUUUGGGAAUAUCUUCAGUCCAAAGAAGACACCUCCCCGGAAGUCGGCUUCCCUGUCCAACCUGCAGACUUUGGAUCGCUCAAUCCGGGAUGUGGAGCUGGGCCUGAACUAUGGAACCCCCACCAUGAACUUGGCGGGACAAAGCCUGAAGUUUGAAAAGGGCCAGUGGAUAGCAGAGGCCGGGGUCAGUGGGGGUGUGGACCAGAGGGAGGCGCAGCGCCUCCGCAGGCGGAACCAGCAGCUGGAGGAAGAGAACAAUCUCCUGCGGCUGAAAGUGGACAUCCUGCUAGACAUGCUUUCAGAGACCACAGCCGAAUGCCACUUAAUGGAGAAGGAACUGGAUGAACUGAAGAAUGUCAGUCGGAGGAGGAAAUAAGACCCCGAGAUGCUGGUUAGGAGUAGGGAAAAUCCCACUCACUGGGGGAGUAGGGUGAGACUGAGCAGUUUGGUUUUUAGCAAAACUAGUGGAUUUGGUCCCAGAGCGAGCAACAACAGGUACUGGCACCCUUUGUUGGCAGAAGGAAGGUGGGACAGGAUGGAGGAAGCCAGGAAGCCACAGCAGUGGCUGGGAUGCCAGUCUGCAAGCUGAGGAGGGUGGUGAGCUUUGGGUGCAAUGUCAUGAGUCCUGGCCACCCUGUGGACAGAUGCCGUUGGGAGCCGCAGCUGGUCUCCAUCAUCUCCCCCCUUAUGCUGGGUUUGAGGGUGGCACUAGGGGUCUGGGAUGAGUGACUCUCAUGUUCUCUGCCGCUGCCCCUCUGCCAGGCCACUCAUCCCCAGCCUGUGAAGAAUGCUUCCCCAAAUCCACAGCUCCUCUGGCUUCAGCUUCCCAGCAACAAGCACCAGCCUUCCACAGCAGUACUAUUUUUGUGCUACCUUCCUGUUUAUACUAUUUCUUUUUUAUUAAAUGAUACUGAGUGAUCUCUCUGUGGCCAAAA